This is a messenger RNA of Mesocestoides corti, 786 nucleotides long. NCBI's taxonomy places the organism in Eukaryota, Metazoa, Platyhelminthes, Cestoda, Cyclophyllidea, Mesocestoididae. The record is from the annotation of a GenBank genome assembly.
AUGGGUUUUACGCGCUACAGUGUCCGAGAUAUCCCUAGAGCCUUACAACCGCUUCUCGUCGAAGACAUCGUGGUGGUGGAUGCUCACACACUAGAGGCGUCGUGGUACGAACCUAAGAAUGUGGAGGGAACUCUUGGCGGCUUCGUAAUCUCCAUUAGACCCUACGCUCGAGACUCGGCUAACAAACCAGAGUGGCGGCAUUUGGCAUACGUAACCGCAGACUCGCGAUCGUACAGGAUCACUGACUUGGAGCCCAACACGCGCUACCAAGUCACUGUUCGUGGUUAUGUGCUGCCGAACGAAGAGGGACAGGGCGGAGGCUACAACCAAUAUUCCUAUCCUCGAAGUGCCUCAACGUUGUCUGUUGCGGCACGCAAAGCAACAACGACGACAACAACCACGACACGUCCCGUCAUCCAGCCCUCCGCUUCCCUCCAUCGAACUGAUGCCUCCGGAUUCCACCUAAGAUGGGAUUUCCAAGACGUCAUGCCCGAUUCAAUACAGAAAAUCGAGCUCAUCGCGGUGCCAGUGGGCAGUGAUCUGGGCGUGGCAAACGCUAGUGCCGUUGUCGCCCCAACUGCCACUGAAGGCUCCAUUACCACAGGCCUGAGACCCUACACCGAAAACAAUGUAGUAGUGCAAGUCACUACAAAUGGUGCCACAACAGCCUUCCCAACAGGGCAAGCGUGGACGUGGUCGACGGCUCCCUCACCACCAGCCGACAUCACUGCUAAGGCACUAAGUUCGAGCUCCAUCAUGGUCUCGUGGUCACCACCAGCUCAGACA